Messenger RNA from Tripterygium wilfordii, 2755 nucleotides. RefSeq lists its product as uncharacterized. The coding region runs from base 1361 to 1798 and encodes 145 amino acids. Lineage: Eukaryota; Viridiplantae; Streptophyta; Magnoliopsida; Celastrales; Celastraceae. The record is from RefSeq and is a predicted model, not a curated record. The transcript has 2 exons.
AUCAGCUGAGCUAACACGAUUUUCACCGAGGGAGUUUUACCUCCACACAAAGACUGACAGAGGAAAAAACCCUUUUACCAUCUUCUCACUUUUUUGUCUCCCUUCUCUGUACGAACUCCUUUCUUCCACAAAAUUUUCUUCUUCUGUCUUUCACCAUGGCUGCCAUUAGAACUUCAUCUCCUUCUUCUAACCCAAGUGUUCAGGUUCAAGAGAUCAUUACACAGGAAGAAAUCCCCAUAAAUGCUCAUCCUUUCCUGCGGGUUCCUACUCCAGCUUUUGGAUCUAAGAGGUUCGGACUUGCCCCUUCUUUUGUUGGCUCUUUUCCAAAAUCUUUGAACUCUUUUUAUCCUCUCUGUGGUUUUGAGCUUCCCUUCACCCAUAUCCAUGCAUGGGCUACUUAUUUUAAGACCUCUCCUAUCCUUUUAUGGCCCAUGGAGGAACCACAAUAUGGAAAGUGGUUGGGUCACCUUUACCCUCAUCUGGAACAUUUCUGAAAGAGACUUGGGAUUGAUGACCUCCUCGUGAUCAGUGAACAAAAAAUCCAUGUUGACAAAGCUCUCUUAUGUGCCGCUGCCCAAUUCUGGGAUAUGGGGACCAAUUCUUUCCAUUUCAGGGCUGGAUUCAUGAGCCCCACCCGUCAAGAUCUUGCCUUCAUUCUGGGAAUCAAGUUCCAUAAGCUAAAACUCCAUCGAGCCUCCAGAAAAGCCUCAUUCUCUUACCAAAAAGGUAAAAGAUAUCUCGUACUUCUUCUUGCUAAAAACUUUUGCAGAAGACAAAGACACUGUGUUAAUAGAAGAGCAUACCCGUUUCUUGAUUUUUUGGCUCAACAAGUUCUUCUUCUACGUCAGCUCCUCAAUGAUAACCCAGGAUUUCACCAAACUUGCCCUCUACUAGGCUCACGGGGUAGUGUACUCCUUCGCUCCUAUGGUCCUGACGAUGGUGUAUCGGGCUAUGCAAUCCUUCAUAGAGUCUGGCUUUGAGAGUUGCCCUAGCUCUCUUUGGAUAAUGCAGCUCUGGUUGGGGGCCUAUUUCAAGCCCCUAUGCCUUGAACCCAAUCUUGUCUCCUCAAACAUGGACUACUUCAAUCUAUAAUUCAAAGGAGUGGAGCCUCUGGAUCAUAGCUUCAAAGACUACUUUUCUUACUUCUACCAGGAUUUCUCCCAGUUUGCUAUCUUUGUUUGGUUUCCCUUUGAUCGUAGGCAAGCUCCAGAUUAGUUAAGCACUAAUCCAAGUGACAUGGAUCAACUCCCUGUCUUUAAGGGAUCUUCCAUAUUUUUUCAGCGAGUCCCCUCACAAUAACAAAUGUAGGGUGGAGUACUACAAUACUGCUCAACUAGCCCGACAGUUUGGACUCGUUCUAAUGGUUCCUCUGCCACAGUAUAUUUCAGAGAACAAAUCCUUUUCAUGCAGGGGCGUGUGGUCAGCUGAAGAUCUCAUCAGCAUCUACUCUGUGUCUGCUUCAAUCCUAUCGUUAGCAAGAAUUUCUGCUUUUAUUGAAUGCCAUCAAACUACUCCAGAGUUCACCCACUGGUGGACUGAAUACGUGAACCAGAAAUUCUCCCAUAAUGUGGAAGAACUUCUAGCCAUUGUCGCUCCUGAUCCAAGGUUGAAUGGUCCUGGUGACUCUGGUUCUGUUCAUGCCUCCUCCAAAGACAAUGAUAGCCAUGAAGUGGGCUCUGUUGUUUCUAAAAAAACUCCAUCAACCCUUCAGAAGUUAGGAAAGACCAUGGCUAUCAGAUCUGUGGCCAAAAGGUCUGGGGUUGGACAACGACUCAGAUCCUCCAAAAGAACUCUUUGAUGACUGUAAAAUUACAUUGAUUUUAUACCUCUCUUUCUUAACUUAUUGCUUUGUUUUCAAGUUAAGCUUGGGUGUUUUACGUUAUUUUUGUUUGCAUUUCAGUUAAUCGAAUCCUAGACGAUGAAUUAUGUCAAUGGCAAUUUUGACAAUGUUAUUGGACAUGUACAUGCGAGUCUUGGUAAUUUCAGCAAAAUCUGCCACUGUUCAGUCCAGCCCACUUGUGAAGGUCACCAUAAAUCCUUUGAGAAGAUCUGGGUUUUGUGUCAUAUACCGUUGAAAAGAUAUGGAAGUCUAGUUUCUGAAGAAUUUUACAGUUUGUGAUUCCGAGUUUUGUGGACAAAGUUAUGACAAUUUGAAUACGGACCGCGCAGGCCAGAAAAUCAGGAAUCCGGGCCCAUACUUAACAAUAUUGGUUUGAGACUUCUUGAAAGCCCAAGGACGUUUCCAGCCUUUGAAGGAAACUAAUAGAGCAUCAAUUUAUGAUUUGCAUGAAUCUUUGACUAUUAUGAUUCCAUAUUUCAGCUGGAGAAAAUCUUAAUGCAAGAGGAAACUAAAGGAUUCUAAUUCUACUAGGAUUAUAUUGUUUCCUUUCAUAUGGAUGACUUUAACCUAACCAAGGAUGAUAUAAAGGGGAACAGCAUACACAGCAAGAGACGGCAGACCUAAGGGAGAGACUCAAAAAUCACGUAAGGUGAGGAUAUUGGAGAGCAACAUCACUACGAGAGAAGAAAGCAACAAGGUUCUUAAAAGGGGAAUCCUCUUCACCAAGAUUACUUUGUAAAGGGUGUUCUUUUUCUUAAGUUCUUGAUGUUGUUCCUUCUUGAAUUGUUGAAGUUUCUAUAUAUUAUGUGUGGCUAAACUCUUUUACUAGGGAUUCGAUGUAGCCUAGCAUGACUAUUCUAUGUCUUAAUUAAUUCGUUACCAAUUCAAGUUUCUAGUUUUAUUCAUUGUGCUUCA